Molecule: messenger RNA, 1561 nt
Organism: Nicotiana tabacum (common tobacco)
Lineage: Eukaryota; Viridiplantae; Streptophyta; Magnoliopsida; Solanales; Solanaceae
Source: RefSeq, a predicted model, not a curated record
CUGUUGUAACUGUUUAGAUAACGGAGCUCCCAGACAAGACACACCGAAGCGAGCCGUGACUAGUGUUUAUCUAUCUCUCUUCUCUGAAUCAUUCCAAAACUGCAUAACCAGAAGCUUCUUCGCGCAAAGCAAUGACUGUUUACCUUGCAAGGAAUGCUGAAAGGACCACGGGAUUGCGGUGGAGUACAGUGAGGUGACGGCGUCACCGUUAAUUCAGCUCAAUACUGGUAGCUGCACUUCCAUUGCCGGAUCUGUUGCAAGCAAUCUUUCUGAGUGCAUUUUGACUACAUAUCGGUGCUUUUGAGUGUAUUUUGAUGGGACUGCAUGUGUGUAUGCUUGAAUCUGAUGAAUUUUGCAAAACGGAUGUUUAUAGAAGUCUAUAUUAAGUCGGCAAUGUUGUUCUCUCCAAAUUUUACUUAAUGAUAUUGACUUGGAGAGAAAUCUUGGAUUUUUGUUAAAAGUUUUGAGUGAGUGCUGUUUAUAAGGAGUUGAUUCUAUUGAUCUGGAGAUGUGCUUCUUAUUGAACUAAAAAAUUAGAGGGAGUUGAGGAACAAUCCGGAAUUUAGAUAUGGCUUCAUGGGAACAUUUUGGGGAAAUCGCAAAUGUCGCCCAGCUUACUGGCAUAGAUGCGGUGAGGCUAAUUGGGAUGAUUGUGAAAGCUGCUACCACAGCCCGGAUGCACAAGAAGAAUUGCAGGCAGUUUGCGCAGCAUCUCAAAUUAAUUGGAAAUUUAUUGGAGCAGCUCAAGAUUACUGAACUUAAGAGGUAUCCGGAAACCCGAGAGCCAUUGGAACAACUUGAAGAUGCAUUAAGGAGGUCUUACAGAAACGCUUCAUCAGUUUCGUCCAAACAUGAACUGCUGUCUUCAAAGGGUUCACAUAGAUAUGAAGAGUGGCAUUCAGAUCUGCUCGGCUGCUGUUCAGAACCUCUCUUGUGUAUUAAAACCGUUUUCUUUCCUUGUGGUACAUUUUCUAAAGUUGCCAGUGUUGCUGCAGACAGGCAUAUAUCAUCAGCGGAAGCUUGUAAUGAAUUAAUGGCUUAUUCUUUGAUACUAUCCUGCUGUUGUUACACAUGUUGCAUCAGAAGGAAGCUUCGGAAAAAGCUAAAUAUCAUGGGUGGCUUUGUUGAUGAUUUUCUUUCUCAUUUAAUGUGUUGUUGCUGUGCUCUUGUCCAAGAAUGGCGCGAAGUGGAGAUACGUGGGGCUCAUGGUUUAGAGAAGACAAAAGUGAGCCCUCCAACCUCUCAAUUCAUGGAAUCUUGAGAAGUUAAAGUUUGCAUUUUAGCUUUAAAAAUAUUAAGAAGCAUUAUACAGAGGUAACGGUUUAUUACUGUUGUCACUUUAUACGUGAGAGUAUUUUUGCGUGUUCAAAUCUUCCUUGCUGUAGAGUUAUUCUUUUACACAGGCUCAGUUUGUAAAAAUGACGAAGUUUACAUUGGUUCUUUGUUCAUUCGUUUACAUUUGGUUAUACAUGCAUGUGAUGUACGAAUCUGUCACUUACUGGGUGUACAUACAGGGAAUAUUUUGACAUCUGAAAAUGGUUUGGGUCUCCGUGCUCUGAUA